Molecule: messenger RNA, 2124 nt
Organism: Necator americanus (New World hookworm)
Lineage: Eukaryota; Metazoa; Nematoda; Chromadorea; Rhabditida; Ancylostomatidae
Exons: 14
Coding region: 1-2124 (707 amino acids)
Source: RefSeq, a predicted model, not a curated record
AUGCCAAGAUCACCACGUACUUUUGGAAAUUUCGCUAUUUUCAUUUCUUUGGUGGUUAUUUUUAUUCGCACAGCCUUGUACGGAUCACUUGUUCGCAGUGACGCAACGAUAAUCAUGUUUUGUCGCAUAAAACUGGCCGCCUCGGUGCGAUCGACAACCAUCUCAGUCGCCUUCUUCGAUUAUAUCAUUGGCUUACAUCCGAUCAUUCCAGUCAUUCACCUCAAUCGAUCAUUCUGGUUGUUUGUGGUCCCACCUACAUGGAACAAGAACAAGACGAACAUAACUAGCAGCAAAGCUUUCGAGCUUCGCGCCAUGAUCGCCUCGCUGCUGCCGUUCCUCCUUCUCAUAACUCCACACUUCAUUCCUUACUCCUGUGGCCAAGUUCUGGUCCAGUACCACUUGCGAGACCUGUGGCGAACGCGCCGCUCUAGUGGCGUUCACCUUUUCCCCACACUAAUCUCUUCCGUAUACCCUGGAUUCGCAGGAUUUAAACGAGACACUGGUGCGAGUCGUAUUCACAUGUCAACGGAAGACGUGCAGAGCUACGCGAAAGAAUUGAAUGGAUCAGAAGUGAUAUCAAUUUGCUCGUACACCUAUAUGAAGUCGGUCUUCUAUGUUGUGAACACGGAUGAAAUUCUCAACGGAGACACGGUAGAGAUCUCGCUGAACUUGACAAUGCUCGAACUGGAGACAACCACGGAGGAAAUGUUGGCGAAACAAAUGAAGCCGUCAUACAUUUGCCGAGGAGCUGAUGGACGUUUUCAGGCCGUCUGGCGAGGCUCUAAGGAGUACCUACGACAUUAUAUAGUGCAAGAAGGUGAGAUAAGAACAAUCUUCAAAGAGGACGCGAAACAUGGAAGGCAAGGUUAUUAUCCGGCAUCGCUGCAGAUAUACCGCCUGGAAAACGAAACAACAGCUUUGAUCAUAUGGGAAAAAGGAUAUGGCGUACCGUAUCCAAAGCGGAUCAAAUCUAACGCAGAUGGAGGAAGAGAUGCGAGGAACGAGGAUGCGACCUUCUCAAAUCUCAACUUUACCUGGCACUAUGUGAUCUGGCGUUCGGACGAGUUCUCGUGGGCGGAGCGUGACAUACCCCGAACAACGCUUUUCGAUCCAAAGCCUACGAACGCAACAGAGCUCGAUCUUGUCAUUGAACAAGAGAUGCGGUCCUUUAACAUUCCAUCUAUUUCGCUGUGUAUUUAUCGACAAGGAAAACGGGUGUUAUCUGUUUCCUAUGGAUAUUCUGAUUUAAGAACCGACACGAAGGCGAAUCCGAUAAACAGCUACCGUAUAGCAUCGAUCAGCAAAACGAUCACCGCAAUGGGGAUCGCUGAACUCAUUAAUCGGCGAGUUCUAAGCUUGGAUGCUCGAGUGUUUGGUUUAAAAGGUGUCCUGCCUUCGCUUGACGUCAGCCAAGCACAUCCAUGGUUGCGAUUCAUAACCAUACGUCACCUACUAGAGCAUUCAUCAGGGGGAUGGAGCAAUAUGGAGAAGAUUGAAUUUAAUCGAACACCUCAAACGAAGGAACUCAAUGGAACAGCACUACUCGACUUCUACAUCAAAUCAUAUAGUCCGAAAUUCCAACCCGGAACCAGAUAUUUGUACUCAAAUGUUGCCUAUGUCAUGCUUGGGAAAAUUAUUGAACAGAUCAGCUUGAGACCCUACGACCAAUUCAUACAGGACGUCAUUCUGAACCCCAAUAAGAUUGAAGGACGGAUCGGUGGAGUGGAAAAUGGAGAAUUUGAGGUCUCCUAUUACUCUACGGAUAAUGCCAAUCCUUACACUUAUUGGACACCAUCAAAGCUGAAUGCUGCCGCUGGAUGGGUGAUGCGAGCAGAGGAGGUUGCUCGUCUAUUUAUGCUACUGGAAUCCGGAAAAUUCUCAUGGUAUCGAAUGUUGACGCAGCCAAGCUCCGUUAAACGUAGCUAUGGAAGAGGACUGCAAUUAGGAGAUGAUGGCUCAUUAUUUCACCUUGGCUCACUAGCUGGGUCAGAAGGAAUAGGGUAUUCAAGACGGGACCUACAGGUAGCAAUUCUCACAAAUACGCGAGGACGUGAACAAGGUGAACACACCGCGUGGAUGGAACGAUUGUGCCGACUGUUCGCCAAACACAUCAUUAUACCGUAA